This is a messenger RNA of Acanthopagrus latus (yellowfin seabream), 4746 nucleotides long. Its product is annotated as voltage-dependent calcium channel gamma-2 subunit-like. The coding region runs from base 1996 to 2955 and encodes 319 amino acids. Gene Ontology annotation, biological process: neurotransmitter receptor transport, postsynaptic endosome to lysosome; regulation of AMPA receptor activity; postsynaptic neurotransmitter receptor diffusion trapping. Gene Ontology annotation, cellular component: voltage-gated calcium channel complex; postsynaptic density membrane; AMPA glutamate receptor complex. Gene Ontology annotation, molecular function: voltage-gated calcium channel activity; channel regulator activity. NCBI's taxonomy places the organism in Eukaryota, Metazoa, Chordata, Actinopteri, Spariformes, Sparidae. The transcript has 4 exons. The record is from RefSeq and is a predicted model, not a curated record.
GGAAACCAAAGGAUUGGUGUGUUGCUCGACUUGAAAUUUUAUAUAUAUCUAUUUUUUUUGCGCACAUUUUAUCCCCACGCCUGACAGCCUCGGCAAAACCAAAACAAUAAUACUAAUAAUGAUCAGUCCUUUUGAUGGUAUCUGAUCUUUUUUUUUUUUUCUUCUUUUUUUUUUUUUUUUUUGAAUGUGAUGACAGUAAACGGGCUGUGUGUGUGUCUGUGUGCGCUCGCUGUGCUCCGGUUGGCCGUGAUAUAACCGUGUAGGAUCGUUUGGAUGCUGGAGGAAGAGGCUCUGACGCUCCGGGAAGCUUCGUCCAUCCCUCCGUGUCCUCCUCGUUCCUGCGACCGGCUGCAUGACCGGUGAUGCUCGGCCUCUCCGCCUGGAUGCGCCCCUCUCUCCGCGGUGUGCCGUCGGUACCGCUGCCUGUAUCCCCCUAUAGCAGAUUUCCAGUGUCGCCGGAGAAAGGUCUAGGGACCACAUAUGGAAACUGGGGAUCAGAAUUUUAGGAAAAAGGAAAACUAAGCAGGCUGUCGUUUGAUUUUCAUUAACUUAAUAUUUUUUUUCCUCCUCCUUUUUUGGGUUUUUUUUUUUUUUUUUUUUUUUUUUUUUUUUUUUUUUUUUUAAUUUGGAGAGAGGGGUUGAUCGUCCCUGGUUGGUUUUAUUUUCCUUCAUCUCUUUAAGGAAUGGCUGGUUUUCAUGGCAGUCAUGGUACCGGCUGAUUAUUUGGCAUUAUUUAUCACUCUGUCUUUGAUUUUUUGGGGGGAGCAUUUGAUUCUGCUGGUUUGAAUUUGUUCUUUCAUUUUCUUUCAGCACAUCCAGUCCUUUCCUUUCCUCUUUCUCUUUUUUUUUCUCAACAUAUUUUGGGCCCUGCCUGUCUGUCUUGCCUGUCUCCCGUCACCCUUCUUCCCACUGAAUACAUGUGAUAGCCUGAUUCUUUCAGAAAAUGCCUGUGAUGAGCCUCCAUAAUUCACUGAUCCACUGGGUUGCAUCAAGGUAGACAGAUCUCAUCCUGAAUUGUGCCAUCAUCUGUUAGAGGUCUCUGCUUCUGCCUCUUCUGUUUCUUUUGGGGCCAUUUUAAAGAAAUCAGGCCGCCAACUGUGUUAGUCUUAACCACCCUCCACCCCCACACCCCCGGUGUUUCUUCAUCCCUGUUCAGUAUGAAUUAAUUCACACUGCAUGCAUGCGUGUGCUCGUCCGUGUACAGGUGUGUGCCAGUGAAAGUUUGGCUGUGUGAGCGAGUGUGUGUUUGUGUUUGCGUGUGAGCCGGAGAAUGACAGCGUAGGUUGUGUGUGUGUGUGACGGCCUGUGUGGGAAAGAAAAAAAAAAAAACGAAGCAAAAGAAAUCAAGCGCUACAUGCACAUCAUUCCAUACAUCACCGUUGAAGCUGUGAGGAUUGUAAUACAUGUUCUUUUAGUCAGCUCAGAAAGCCAAACCCAGGCCUGAGACGACCACGGAGAGAGAAAACAGAGCAAAAUCCUCCAUCUUCUCAUUAUCUCGGCCUUUUUCUUCUCAGAGUUUGACAUUUAGAGGCCUUCCAACUCAACAAAGUAGGCCUAGAUCCCAGACCAGGUCUCUUGUGGGAUCUGCUAGAAGCCUGUGUUUUUAGGUCAACAUUUUUUUUCCAGAGCAGGGCAACUUACUGCCACUUGAGGACUAGAAUUUAGAAACCUCUGUAGCUGAGGGUUCUGUCAUCCUCGCCAAAGUCUGUGUGACCCGUCUGUUGGGCCAAACAGCCUCCCAUCCACUCCCCACUCCCCCCAACCUCACCCUCAUCUUAAUUUUCACCUGUUUGCUGUCCCAACCCAAAACCAACCAUACGAUUUCCCCCGAGCUCCCCUAACUCCCCCGCCCCCCCAGCGGCCCCCCGCUACCGUCGUCCGCCCGACACCGCCCACCCCCCGUUUUCCGAGCUGGCGUGGCGACGCAAACUCACAAAUAUUUACUUCCUAUACAUCAAGAGGAAAGGGGGCCCCCCUUUCGUGGAAUGCGGCAACAUGGGCGUGUUUGACCGCGGAGUUCAGAUGCUGCUGACCACGGUAGGGGCCUUCGCCGCCUUCAGCCUUAUGACCAUCGCCGUGGGGACAGACUACUGGCUGUACUCGCGCGGCGUCUGCAAGAUCAAGAGCACCAACGAGAACGAGACCAGCAAGAAGAACGAGGAGGUGAUGACGCACUCGGGCCUCUGGAGGACCUGCUGCCUGGAAGGUUCUUUUAAAGGCAUGUGUAAGCAGAUAGAUCACUUCCCCGAAGACGCUGACUACGAGGCGGAUGCUUCCGAGUACUUCCUACGCGCUGUACGAGCCUCCAGCAUCUUCCCCAUCCUGAGUGUGAUCCUGCUCUUCAUGGGGGGGCUGUGCAUCGCCGCCAGCGAGUUCUACAAGUCACGCCACAACAUCAUCCUCAGCUCCGGCAUCCUCUUCGUCUCUGCAGGCCUGAGCAACAUCAUAGGAAUCAUUGUGUACAUAUCAGCCAACGCUGGGGACCCUUCCAAGAGUGACUCCAAGAAGAACAGCUACUCCUACGGCUGGUCCUUCUACUUCGGCGCCCUCUCCUUCAUCAUGGCCGAAAUGGUGGGUGUGCUGGCCGUGCACAUGUUCAUCGACCGCCAUCGGGAGCUCCGAGUGGGGGCACGAGCCGCCGACUACCUCCAAGGUGCGGCCAUCACGCGCAUCCCCAGCUACCGCUACCGUUAUCGACGUCGCUCACGCUCUUCGUCCCGCUCCACAGAUCCCUCGCACUCCCGCGAGGCAUCACCGGUGGGCCUGAAGGCCUUCGGGACGCUGCCCUCCACUGAGCUGUCCAUGUACACGCUGCCCAAGGGCCAAACGGGCACCCCGACAGCCACCUAUAACUCCACGGAGAGGGACCACAACUUCCUGCAGGUCCACAACUGCAUCCAGAAGGACCUGAAAGACUCAGGCAACACCGCCAACCGACGCACGACUCCUGUAUGAAACUGAUAGAGGGACCUCAGACACUUAAAAAAAAAAAAAAAAUCAGAGGGAAUUUGGGGGGAGGCGGCAAAAGACAGAUCACGGUGUUAAGGAGACGGGAAGAGGCUUAAAUGGAUAGAUGGAGUGAGGAGUAAGCGGCAGCGGGGGAAAGUUCUGAGCGCUCCACAGCACCUCAGAUGAUCACUGAGUUUCUGUUUAAAAAAAAGGAAACAGAGAAAAAAAUGCAUAAAAAAAGAAACAUGCAUGAUUUUCCCAUCUACCAUUGUUUAACAAGUUUUGAACAUGUUUGUAAAGAUUUGAGGGGGAGGAUGGGGAAAGAGGAGUUGGGAGUGGGGGGGUGGCCGGUGGAUGUCUGUCUCGGGGCUGUGGAACUGUGGAGUGGUGGGCUGGGCCAGACUGCCCGAUAAAAGGCGAACUUUAUAUUUUUUACUCUUCCUCAGUCUGAUGAAAAAGGGGGCGUAGUUGACCCCUCAGCCCCGCCUAUGAUCCCGCCCUCGCACUACCAUCCCACGAGCCCCCCCAACACACACACACACACACCCUAACCUCCCUUAAACCCCACUCCUUACUUUAGUUGCUGUAUCUUCUUGAUUUCAUUCUUUAUUCGCAUUAAUACUGUGAACCAUUGCGGUGUGGGAUUUUAGCAGGGAGCAAAUUCAGGCCGCAAAAAAGAAAAAAAAAAGAAAAAAAAACACAUAAGUUAAUAUAUGUAUUGAUUAUAUAUAAAUAUAUGAAUAUAUAUGUUAAUAAAUCAUGACUAGACUUCCCUGGCGCAAAAAAAAAAAAAUAUCAACAAGAGACAAAAAAAAGAAAGAAAACAAAGAAACCUACAAGUGAAACUAAAUCAAGUCGUCAUGGAAACCAAACCAAGACGGGAGGAUUCAUCGUGACUGGCUCAUGUGACGGGCAAAAGGCUUCAGCCUACUUGAUAAACUGAUAUUGGUUAGUAUUAGACACAUUAUCACAUUCUUUUACAACAACAACAAAAAAUAAAAUAAAUCUUUUGGCCUUCCACCGAAAAACCCUGGCAGCCGUCGUUGUUCAGGGUCAACUAGAGGUGAAAAAGUUGACCUCACUUUUUUUUUUUUUCUUCUUUUGGCUCCAUAAAGGGGCGGAGCGAGGAGAGAACUCUGGGUAAUGGAGGAUCUCUCAGCAAACUUGAAGAAAGACUGUGGACAGUGAAUAAUGACACUACUGCCAAAGACACAAAGUAGUGCGUGAGAGAACAUGGCUACCAGCGAGGUGAAGCUAAGUGACUCCAAAAAAUUAAGAAUUUACAUGCAUGCUAAUCAAAAUCAUCCGAUCUGCUUUUAAGGAACCUAUGUUUUGAACAAUUGAACAAUGAUACCAUGUAAGGGCAGUGGGGUGACAAAGUAGAAAUUAAUGUUACAGUACUGUGUCUAUUUCAAUUUUUCAUUUUUUUUUUUGUUUUUGUUCGAGUGGGUAAUCUGGGGUGGGGCUUCAUUACGCUUGAAACAAAAAGAACAAAACUUUGGAGAACGUAUCAAGGCUUUUUUUAAAACAGAAGAAAAAUCUUAUCUUGCCUUUUUUUUUCUCUCUUUCAUUUAAUUUUAUUUUCUCGGUUCCUUUGAACUCUCACACAGCCUUAGUCUCUUUUUCUUUGUCUCAUUUUUUCUUGUUCUUCGGUUUUUGCGUUGUGUUGUUGUAAAUGAGAAUUUAAAAAGAAAAAAAAAAAGCGUAAUGUCUUUCAAGGUGCCAAAACUGAAUGAUUCUGAACUUGGAUGCAUCAAGUCCUGAUGACGAAUAAAAAUUGAACCCCCCCGUAGGGAA